UUUGAAUAUGACAACCCCAUCGACUCACAUAUUUCUACAAAGAAACAUACUCCACCACUACAAUACGGCAAAAAACCAGAAGGCUAUGGUCCAGUACAGCCAGGCUGUUCCUUCAACUGGGAAGAUGCAGACAGACAUCCAUGGGAGGGCUGUCUUAGCUCCUGCCCGGGCCGGGAUACAGAAGGGAACCUCUGCCAUUGACAAAAAAGAAGAACCUGAAGAGCCUCAGGAGUUAAACGUCAUGAAAGAGCAGAGAGAUGUCACUCUUCUUCAUGGACUAGAACCGCACAUUGGAUGCUGGGGUCAGGAACUUGUGGAUGAACAGGAACUAAUGUUGACCCAGGUCCUGGAUAACACCAAGAAUCCAAGAGACCACAUUGCAAUGGUGGACGACUUUAUUUUGACUCGCUCUGACUUUUGGAGUCUGGGUUUGGAACGGGAUGUUGAUGGGACGAUUCUUAACAGCUGUCUCAAGAUUGUCGAGAAGAGAGUGGACCAUGUUUUUGCAGCAAACAGCCAUAUCACUGCCACUUGGUUCCCACCAUUCUCAGCAAAUCCAAUGGACCACUUGCCGGACAAUGCAGCCAGCCUGCAGUGGAUAAUCAUCCCUGUUCACGUUCCCGGACACUGGAUUCUCUGUUUACUGAGGCCACAGGCCAGGGAGAUUUUCUUUCUUGACCCCCUAAGUGGCAGCCAUUGGAGAAAUGAGAGUAGAACUCAUCCACUCAGACACAUUGCACACCUCCUCUCCCCUGGGCCCUGGAGGACACUUGGUGGAAAUGAUGUUCCGGGUCUGGCAAAGCAAGGGUGCUCAAACAACUGUGGCAUCUUUGUUAUAAUGUACGCUCUGUACAUUGUCAUGGGGGCCAAAUGUGAUUUCAGGGAGGAAAACAUGCCGCAAAUAAGAAGAUGGUGGUGUCUUCUUCUAAUAACCAACUUUCCAAUGCCGUCUGAACAAGCCAGAAUGCUGGCCAGAAAAAGGCGCCGGAACGAGCGGAAACUGCAGGACUCAGAGGAUGCUCGCCUGAAGAAGAUGCGUUCUGAAUCCAUCUCAUUCGAGGAAGGUGACCUGAAGACCAGCGGCGUGACCGGAAGGAUUGAACAAGAAGCUUUACUUCACGACACCAUGAAGGCAGCCAAAUGGUGCAGAACUCAGUCAUUCAAAGGUAGACAUUCCCUGCCAGAUGUUGUAAAGAUGGACGAAAGAGAACAAAAGGAAACUCUCCAAGAACUCCAACACUGUGAAGAUGAGGACCGAUCCAUGGAGCUGAGGGAGCCGUUCAUGUUUUCUUUUCAGCUGAAGAGUGACUUUGAAGUGUUUUGUGCCGAAAUUAUGGAUGUGAAAAACCUAAAAGUUUAUGUCUGUUUUGAGGAGUAAUAAAUCCUAGUUUUUGCCA
Molecule: messenger RNA, 1397 nt
Organism: Oryzias melastigma (Indian medaka)
Lineage: Eukaryota; Metazoa; Chordata; Actinopteri; Beloniformes; Adrianichthyidae
Biological process (GO): proteolysis
Molecular function (GO): cysteine-type peptidase activity
Source: RefSeq, a predicted model, not a curated record